Molecule: messenger RNA, 1283 nt
Organism: Scatophagus argus
Lineage: Eukaryota; Metazoa; Chordata; Actinopteri; Scatophagidae
Gene: arl16
Product: ADP-ribosylation factor-like 16
Exons: 5
Coding region: 74-646 (190 amino acids)
Molecular function (GO): GTP binding; GTPase activity
Source: RefSeq, a predicted model, not a curated record
AGCAACGUUUUACAGUCACGUGAGCGUCGCCAUGGUGCCAAAUGACUCUACAUUGCAUUAGCUACAUGCUAGCAUGCUACGACUGACUUCGCUAUGUUCCUGCUGGAAAACUGAAAUGAGCAGCAAUGACAUUUGUCUGCUUCUUGGAGCAACUGGCGUCGGAAAAACGUUGCUACUGAAACGUCUACAAAGGAUCAGUGUGCGUGGAUUACAUGAACUGGGGGCACCUCCUUCCACUCUUCCAACAGUAGGAACCAACCUGACAGACCUGACACUGAAGAAGAAGAAGGUGACAUUAAGAGAGUUGGGAGGCUGCAUGGGCCCAAUAUGGCCAAGUUACUACAAAGACUGCUCCUCUGUCAUUUUCAUGCUGGACUCAGUCAACAUUGCUCAGAUAUCCUCAUCCUGUAUCCAGUUACUGUCAGUACUCUCUGCUGAGCCUCUGCACCAUGUCUCCGUGCUGAUUCUCUUCAACAAGAGGGACAUGCCUUGCACUAUGAGCCUUAUAGAGAUACAGUCACUGUUCAGAAUUGAUGACAUCAUUGCGUCUGCUACUCAGCCAAUCACAACACUGGAAGUCAGUGCCCACUCUGGAGAAGGACUUCAAGAGGUGCUGAGCUGGCUGGAGUCCAUCACAGUCAAGUGAACUAUCAUACAUUUGCUCCUUGUUAAGUGAUACUACUCUCACAGAACUUUAAAUAAUGACCUCGAGCCUUUUGGCAACAGACGUCAGUGUUCUGGAUGUGCAAAGACUGUUCACACAUUGUUUUAAAGAGGAUUUAAUGGUUUGUUAAGUGUUAGACUCAUUGAAAAAGUGGCAAAAUGUGACAAGAAAAUAUCUUAAUGCUGUAUUUUUGGUACUUUAUAAAUGCAGUAACUGUUCAUAAGAGUGAAUGAGAAAUGAGAUGUAUGUAUCAUGGCAGAAUAGAAUGAUUGCAUGGUUAGACGUUUUUACAUUUGUCAAAUCAGCACUACUGUAGAUCUGACCUGCAGUUAAUGAUUAUUUAUUCUGGUCACUUUUACGAAUUAAAUUCUUUACAGAUAAAGUAAACGGCCAGGAUUCAUGGCUGACGGUAAUGUGAUUAUAGCACUUGGAAGGAAAGCACUGGGGGAAACCUCAUGCUACUCUUAAGUAAGGGCUAAUUUUAUUCAGAAAUAAAGUAAGCUCUUGCUUUUCAGUUAAGUGUGAAGAAACACACCUUAGAAGAGCCUGGCUCUUCAGUCUGAGUGAUGGAAGUGACACCGCUGAGUAUUAAUGAGUCAUUACCAGCAGGGGGCAUAAA